Candida tropicalis MYA-3404 is the source of this 1494-nucleotide messenger RNA. RefSeq lists its product as uncharacterized. The coding region runs from base 1 to 1494 and encodes 497 amino acids. The transcript has a single exon. The record is from RefSeq and is a predicted model, not a curated record. NCBI's taxonomy places the organism in Eukaryota, Fungi, Ascomycota, Pichiomycetes, Serinales, Debaryomycetaceae.
AUGGAUAUCGAAGAACGCUUGGAACAAGCAGAAAAAUCGGAAACCCCAUCUUUAGUCGGUUCAUCAAUUAGAUCUGCCGACGAUUCGUCACAUAAUAAUUAUAUUCAUCCUGAAAAAUACAACUCCACAAAGGAGAAUAGUACCAACAAUAAAUUGAACAAUUAUUCUAGUUUAAGUAGUGCAAUUACUGCUUCUUUGGAUGAUUUGAUCAAUGAAGGUGCUUUAUUGGGAUCAGAAGAAGAUUUUGACAAGUUUUUAGAGCAAGACGGUAGUGUUAAAAUUGAUGCUAUUAUGGAAGAAGACGCCACUCAUGUCGAAAAGCAUCCAAAGAAGGAUCAAGAAAACGAAUCAAACGAAAAAGAAGAAGAAGAAGAAGAAGAAGAAGAAGAACCAAAAGUGGAAAAAGCAAGCAAAACUGUCGAUGACGAACCAAUUGAAGCUGAGACUGAAGCUUCUGAAGUGUCUCUGGGCAAAUCUACUCCCCCAGAAACUGCAUCAAACUCAGCUCCAGUUUCAUCAUCUGGUACCACCGGAUCUUCAUCAUUUUACCAACAAGAAGACUACUCGACUCCAAAUUUAUCAGAAUAUCAAUUGGAACACGAUAUCAAAGAUCACGGUGAUUUAUUGGAUCACGUUCAAUCUUAUGAUUUAGAAAAAUUGCCGACUUCUGCGUCUGGUGGAAAUUCAAGAUUUAGAAAGGAUAUUGAGCUGCCAAUUUCGCAAUCUCAACAGACUUUACUUUCUCCUGCUCAACAGCAACGAUUAGAAGACGGUGGUCAAUUAUCGUAUUUGCACACCGAAAGAGCUCGAUCAAGAUCAAGAUCAGCUAAUCCAAGUACUAGAAUUAGAGAAAAGUCCUCAUCUUCUGUUCGUCAUACCACCAACUUGUCAAAGCCUCACUUGGCUCGUGGUGAUUCUUAUAAGAGUACUCAUGCUGAAGAACCUUCCAAGUAUGAAUUGCCAGGUGAUUUGACUCCAGAAGUUGAAGCUCCCGCUCAACCUCCUGCACUGGAUGAAAGACGUAGUAGACAAUCUAAGCCAACAAUGGGUGAUUCUAUUGCUGCUGCUGAAGCAUUGGCCAAGUCUGAUAAUCCUGCUUUCCAAGCUGAACAACCAUUACCAAGAGAUCCGUCUUUAUUGACAAGUGGUGAUUAUACUAAUUUUGAGGUUGAUACCCCAAGGAAAGAAGAUCACAUGAGUGAUUCAUAUUUCAGUAAACGUUCAGAAUCAGCUACCAAUUAUCUUCGUUCUAUUUCUCGUUCACGUUCCAGAGCAAGAAAUCCUGUUCAAGAUGAAAAGAAUGAUUCCAAUAAUAAUGCAUUACAAAGAGAAGGUGCUUUAGUCAGUGAUGACCCUUAUGAUACAAUUGACAAGUUGGAUGCCAUGAUGGAAGAAGUUUUGGGUCUGAAGGACACUGUAAAGACCAGUGAUUCUGGGAAGAAGCAAAAAGAAAAAUCAACCACACAUGAGGAACUCAUUGAAGAAGAUAUUUGA